Molecule: messenger RNA, 5283 nt
Organism: Oncorhynchus kisutch (coho salmon)
Lineage: Eukaryota; Metazoa; Chordata; Actinopteri; Salmoniformes; Salmonidae
Product: chondroitin sulfate N-acetylgalactosaminyltransferase 1-like
Exons: 8
Coding region: 1004-2710 (568 amino acids)
Cellular component (GO): Golgi cisterna membrane
Molecular function (GO): glucuronosyl-N-acetylgalactosaminyl-proteoglycan 4-beta-N-acetylgalactosaminyltransferase activity
Source: RefSeq, a predicted model, not a curated record
CAAGACCAAAUAAUAUAAGCUGCAGAACAACUAAAAUUGGGUAUAGACGAAUCCAGAUCCACAUGUCUCACUUAGGAGAUUCAGUCGAAAAGGACUAAGCUACGUUCUUGCUGGCAUAGGACUGUAUGAAUGUAUGAAAGCCAGUAGUGUUUAUUGUGCUAUAAGGGCAUGCUGAAUCAGGUAACAACACAUCCUUUAUGUGAGUGUUGAGGAGAGGCGGAGAAACCACCGCGGCGGGCUGGGCUCGCAGGAUCCUCUUCCUGUGUGAGUACACACAUGCUCUUUAUUCACCGCACUUUUUACACUCGUGCUUACGGUCCAGAGCUUGAAGACCGGGGUAUCGCAACGAGAAUCUUCCACUGGAAUAAGGAGAAAUGGUUGAAUGAAAGGCGACUCAUGGAAGUACACAUCUAGAAAGAACUGCCAGUUGUGAAUUCACCUUCUUCUAGAGAAUGUGGUUUCCCCUCUCUGCAGUUUACUCAAUUUCCGACCAUGACAAAAAAUGUGUCAUCAUCCCUAAACAUGAGACCAGUGGAACAUAGGGAAAGUCAAAGAGAGACAGACAUUCUCUCAGGGGUCUGUAAUGGAACCUCAGCAUCAGACAGGAAGGAAAGAACAAGGUGAACAGAGAAAGUAGUGGGACCACUUGUGAUGUGACUCACUGAUGAAUAGCGUCUGCUACCAAUGACUGGAUCAGAAAUAGAAGUAGCCAGGUUCUGGACCCUGUUGAGCCUUCCUGGGCCUCAUCCAGGGGAGAAGGCGGCGUGGCCAAUGGGCCUCACCCUUGACCACAGACAUACGGAUGAAGAACCCAGACAUUGGUAUAAGCAAUGUACAAUGAGACAAAUAAUGAGCAAAGUUAUCAUUCUGGCUGAUCUUCUCUGGUUAGUCAGACAUUAUUAACAAUCACACAGACUAGUGGACGGUGAGACUGUAUUCACCGCUGGAGGGUAAGGUGUGUCCAGUUGUGUGUGUUUCCCUGGGUCCUCUGGGUGAUAGCGGGAUGCUGCGGAGGGGUCUGCUGGCCUGGGUGUCCCGUGUGGGCGUUCUGCUGGUCGUAGUGUGCUGCUCUCUGUCCCUCCUCUACGUCAUGACCUGCAGCCCCCACUCCGAGGACAACCUGGUGAGCCAUGCCCUGCCACGCCCCGGGAUGGGGGUUGGGGUAGGAGGGGCAGCAGGGGGCACGGGGGCGGCUCAGAGCGGACCCACUGGGCGGAAUGGAUACCAAGCCAUGCUUGCAGAGCGUGAGGAGCAACACAAGUUCCACAUCACUAGUUUAAAAAAACAAAUCGCCCAGCUGAAGGAGGCGCUACAGGAGCGCAGCGAGCAGCUGAAAGGAGUUCAAGACUCCAUGGAGCGGGGGACAGGGGGAGGCCGGGGUGGCCAGUCCCCAGGAGGAGGUAUCCUUGGGGAGGGAGGACAAGGGCCAGGGGCCGACAGGAGCCACGCUGACCUUCAGGAGUUCCUCCACAGUCAGCUGGGCCGGGCGGAGGUCCACCAGGGGACUAGACUACCCAGUGAGUACGCCAUGGUGCCCUUCGAGAGCUUCACCCUGCAGAGAGUGUACCAGCUGGAGAUGGGCCUGACAAGGCACCCUGAGGAGAAGCCUGUGAGGAAGGACCGGAGGGAUGAGCUGAGUGAAGCGCUAGAGACAGCCCUGCAGAGUCUCAACACGCCCCGCAACGGAGCAGACAAGGGCCACACCACCAAGGUCUACUCAGCAUCAGACUUCAUAGAAGGUAUCACUCGGACGGAGAAGGACAAAGGCACUGUGUAUGAGCUCACCUUCAAAGGUGACCAGAGCCGUGAGUUCAGGAAGCUGGUUCUGUUCCGUCCCUUUGGGCCGCUGAUGAAGGUGAAGAACGAGAGGGUGGACACAGCUAACGUCCGCAUCAAUAUCAUAGUGCCCCUCUCCCAACGAGCCGACAAGUUCAGACACUUUAUGCACAACUUCAGAGAGGUGUGUGUGCGGCAGGACGGGCGUAUCCACCUAACUGUGGUGUACUUUGGGAAGGACCAAAUGAAUGAAGUCAGGAGCACGCUGGAGAACACAUCUAGGGAGAUCAACUUUAAGAACUUCACUCUGCUCCAGCUGAAUGAAGAGUUCUCCCGGGGGCGUGGCCUGGAUGUGGGUGCCAGGGCGUGGAAAGGAGGGAACGUUCUCCUUUUCUUCUGUGAUGUCGACAUCUACUUCACCGCUGACUUCCUCAACACCUGCCGACUCAACACUCAACCUGGUAAAAAGGUGUUCUAUCCUGUUCUGUUCAGCCAGUACAACCCAACCCUGAUUUACGGUAACCACGACUACAUCCCUCCAGUGGAGCAGCAACUGGUCAUUAAAAAGGAUACAGGAUUCUGGAGAGACUUUGGCUUCGGAAUGACAUGCCAAUACCGAUCAGAUUUCAUCAACAUAGGUGGUUUCGACGUGGACAUCAAAGGCUGGGGCGGCGAGGACGUGCACCUUUACAGGAAAUACCUUCACAGCAACCUGCUGGUGGUGCGGUCCCCGUCUAGGGGCCUCUUCCACCUGUGGCACGAGAAGCGCUGCGCGGACGAGCUGCCCCCGGAACAGUACAGGAUGUGCAUGCAGUCCAAGGCCAUGAACGAGGCCUCGCACGGCCAGCUGGGCAUGCUCUUCUUCCGACACGAGAUCGAGGCACACCUGCACAAGCAGAAACCCCAGAGGCUAAACACUGCCAAGAAGACAUGAUGAAGACAUGAUGAGGGAGUCACACAGGACUCUAGACUACAGGAGGAGGGCAUAACAGUAUGGCAGUCAGAGACAAUGAGGGGGAAACAACAACAGAACAGAGAUCUAUUGUUGUGAAUUGAUGACAACAAUACUGACUCACUACAGAGGAAAAACACUCCAUUUUAUCCUCCAAUGGCAAAAUGGAUAUAUAAAACACAGCUAAGGCACCUGUCGUAUCUUGAAGAAGUGAGAGCACUGUAAAAACAACAGUGAGAGUCAAAAGGAGCAGCAGAAAGACUUGACUGCUCCGCUGUAUUUUGUUUAAAAUCAUGUGCCUGGUGUUGACUGACUGACAGCUGGUUUUGAGAAUCAUGAUGUGGCAUCUGCUGGUCUUUCUUGAAGGCUAGAUAAAGAGUAGAACUAGAUUUUCCUGUAGCCUAUUAGAGACACCUUGUGGACUGGAAGAGAACAGCAUGACUGUGAAUGGAAUGAGGAUACUCUUAAUCUGAAGUCAUGUCAGCUGGUUACGUGACUCUCCUCAGAACUGAUGAUCAAUCAAUACAUUAAAACAGGCAUUACUGAGGGUUAUGUAGAGAGACAAUGGCAACAAUGGAAGUACAUGGAAGCUAUUAGAUAUUCAUUAUUUCUCAAGCUCCACAGAAUCAAUAUACAGAUGUACUAACCUAAUUUGAUCACUCCUUUGUUGCUGAUCAUUUUCCUGCACUGCAGCAAAUGCAUAUGAGCUUUGUGAGUUACAUAAAUUCACAGAAAACCCCAACUCUAGCCUGUUUACACCUGGUGCUAACAUGGGUCCUUUGUGCACAAUCAGAAUGUGGACAAAAUCAGGACAAAUUACGCAAGUUAGAACCAGGUAUAAACUAGGUUAAUACACGGUUAUAUUAACAGUAUUGCACUUUUCAUGUAGCCUACUUUUGGCCAGUUGAUAGCCAAACCACCGAUCAAGCAACAUUGGGGACUGCUGCAGGAUUAUUUUGCUGUGACAACACAGAUCAAAUUAAGAUCCUACAUCUAUAGUGUACUGCUUUUUCAUGAGUUUAACUAAUCAUACAAGUGCUUUUAUGUGCUUUUUUAUCAUCAAGAAACAAAAGAGUGUUUUUUGGGCGGUAUUAUGGUGUGCUGUUUGAGCAGGAAGCUAUGAGGGUGUCACGUUAGUCGUAAGAAUUAUCGGACCAAGGUGCAGCGUGAUAUGGUUUCCACAUGUUUAUUAACUGAAAAACAAUGAACGAAACGUGAAGACAAUGGCGUGCUCACAGGCAACUACACAUAAACAAGAUCCCACAAACACAGGUGGGAAAAAUAACUACUUAAAUAUGAUCCCCAAUUAGAGACAACGAUUACCAGCUGCCUCUAAUUGGGAAUCAUUCAAAACACCAACAUAGAAAAAGAAACUAGAACACAACAUAGACAUGGGUAUACUAGAUCACCCCCUAGUCACACCCUGACCUACUAAACCAUAGAGAAACAAUGGCUCUCUAUGGUCAGGGCGUGACAGAGGGAUAGGGAACAUGUUAUGGUCCUGAGAGAAAAUAUGGAUACAGUGUCCAACAUAUUUCUCAAUGUUGUUGAUUUUAUUAGGAUCUCUUUUAGUCCCCAUUUGGACUAAUCUUCCAAGAGUCCUUAACAUUAACUUAUAUUAAGAGAUAAAACAAAGACUAUCUACAAUAGUCAAAUUGUUUUGUGUAUGGUAUAACUGGGCAAAUAAUAUAUUAUAAUAGAUAGCAUACUCUUUGAUUCCAUAAUUAAGUUAUAAAUGCAGUGUUAAUGGUAGAACGGUCUUCACCCUCUAUCAGAAGUUCAGAAGUUUUAUUGUUAGAAAAGAUUUAAUGCCUUGCUCCAAAAAUUCUUAUAUAUUAUUUAACAAUGUUGUUAUCUGUAUUGAUAAUAUGCCUACUCUUCCUUAGAAGCUUAAAUGACGAUGGCUUGACACAAGUCUAAAUGACCCAAAGGAAGUUUAGAGGUAGUAGAAUGCCUCCAUGUCUAUAGAGCAGUUUAAGCUAGGUAUGGGCCAGUAUAGGCAGUCCAUCCACAGAGCAAUAUAGGCCAGGGGAUGGGAAGGUUAAGAAAAGGCCAGUAUGAAAGUGUAAAUUAAGACAAUCUGAAAUGGUUAGAAAUGUAAAGUUAGUGGCAAAGUGCCUCUGAUAUUUGAAAGUGACACAUGGCUUUUAUGUUAUCCAGCUGGAUUUCUACUGAGAGUUUUUCUUAGAGAUGUAACCUAUCGAUGGCUAAGCGCAGUAUUAUAGAUGAACACAUUUUCACAGGCUUGACAUUCACAACGAGUGACAAAGACUUUAUGCCAUUUCACUUAUUUGUCUUAAAUGUCAGCUCUGAACAUUUUGUGUUAACUGUAUAUUGAGGUGUUUGAUUACAUUCCUCAUGAGUAUUUCAAUCCCAUGACAGUAGUGGACUGUUUCACAUGGAAUAAUUUAUAUUAACCUACAUUUGUGUUGGAUCACCACAGCCUGUAAACAGAGUAAAGAAGACACUUUUUAAUGAAUGGUUAUUCUUUACAUUUGUUUGAUUGUUUCAUGAAAGGAUACUUCUUUCUGUUAAUAAUAAAUAUAACUUUCCUG